Molecule: messenger RNA, 3922 nt
Organism: Rana temporaria (common frog)
Lineage: Eukaryota; Metazoa; Chordata; Amphibia; Anura; Ranidae
Gene: LEPR
Product: leptin receptor
Exons: 19
Coding region: 219-3641 (1140 amino acids)
Biological process (GO): cytokine-mediated signaling pathway
Cellular component (GO): external side of plasma membrane
Molecular function (GO): cytokine receptor activity; protein binding
Source: RefSeq, a predicted model, not a curated record
CCUAUGUCAGUCUAUGUUACCCUCCCCUGUGUGUGAGAGUGGGAGCUGGCAAUGGCUGCAAGGGGGUGUGACAUCCCCACACACACACAUACACACACACACACACACACACACACACAUCAGGAUCAGCAGCUGCACACACUCGCCAAACACUCAGCAACUACUCUGCAGGCUCAGCCCGGACUGCAGGCAAAUAGAUUCUCCUGGAAUUCGGAGUCAUGUUCCAACAAUGGGCUCUGGCAGUUGUGUUGCAGUGGGAAAGUCUCCUAAUAGCAGCGAUGGCGUCACCUGAGAUGUACAAGAUUCUCCCAUCCAGCAUCUUUCUGUCUUUGUUCACCGAUAAACCCCCAGGCACCCCUACCAAUGGAAGGCCAGCACAGGAUCUCAGCACUCUUCUAGAGGGAAGUGACAUCCUGAGCUCCAGGAAAUUCCAAUGCAUCAGUCGGGACAAGAAAAUUUCAGCUCAUGACACAGUGUGUCUGUGGACGGCCAGCGAUCAAUAUGCAUCAAUUGAUGAUGAAUACAGGGAAUUGAAGACACAAAUGCUGUCCGCCUUCCCUUCUGACGUACAUCUAGGAGAUCACUCGUGGAACUUGCUUCUCUGGAGGAGGGAGAACGGCAGCCAUAUAACCUGCAAGAUACAAUAUAUGACGGAGGAGGGAGAUAUGAAUGAGGGGCUGAAGCUUAACCUCUACUAUGCACAGAAAAACACGGAUGGAGAGAGAAAAGCUGCUGAUUGCCGAUGCCUGGGAUAUAAAUCAUGUCAGUGUGUCAUAGAGCCUGGAAAAGACAAUGAUGAUUCCUAUAUCCUGUGGAUGGAGAUUGUCACUUCUGUCAAUGCUGUGCUCUCCCCGCCGAUGUCCAUGGAAGCUUCCGCUAUUAUAAAACCAGACCCACCGAGCGACCUGACUUUCAAAAUCACAGAUCAGGGAAAAUUAAAAGUGAUGUGGUCUCCCCCGAAAUCCUCGGCUCACAGGCUGCAGUACCAAGCGAAACAAUAUAUCAACGCAAGCGAUAACGGUUCACAGACCAAGCUAGUCACAGAGGAAACCUUCAUCAUCCUCGAUGUGGCAGAGUCAUGCUCACCGCUGGUGUUUGAAGUGCGUUGCCGGAGAAGUCACGGAAUCUGGAGUGACUGGAGUCUUCCUAUGGUCUUUAAUACACAAGGUGGCUUCUACUUCCCACAGAAGGUUCUUAUCGGAAGCGGCUCCAUCUCCUCCGUUUUCUGUGCGUUCUGCCACAACAACCAGAAAGUUCCGUCAAGGAGUAUCACCUGGGGCCUGAACCUGGCUGAGCAGAUCCCGUCACACCAAUAUACAGCCGCCAGCGAUUAUGUCGGGAAAGUCACGUUAAAAAAUCUAAACCCGACAAAACCGAAAGGGAAGUUCCAGUAUGACGCCUUGUACUGCUGUGUAGACGGGAUCGGCUGUCAGACGCGCUAUGCCGAAAUUUAUGUCAUAGAUGUUAAUAUAAGCAUAACGUGCGAAACUGAUGGGAAGUUCACAGCUAUGACCUGUAGGUGGAGCUCCAAGCACAUUUCAUCUCUGAAGGACAGCGUCUGGACAUUCCGAUCCUACCAGGAUAUGAGUUACUGUAUUAAGACGGAUAUAAGACACGGCGGCUCUGCGGAGAAAAGCUGCACGUUGCAGGAGGACGGAUUUUACAGAUGUGUUUUUAGCACGAUUAAAGCCACGUUCAGUUACACCAUGUGGGUGGAAAUACAACACCCUCUGGGGCGGCUACGGUCUGUACCUGUCUGCGUCAUUCCCAUAGAUGUAGUGAAGCCAUAUGCUCCCUCCAACAUCCAGGCUGAGAUGACGGUGGGCAUGGGAUAUUUAUUGGUGAUGUGGGCACGGCCGAGGUUCACUGUCUUUGACUUGCACUACCAGGUUCGCUAUCGCGUACAAUGGCAGGAAGGUGGAUGGAAGGUUCUAAAUCUAUAUAAAAAUGAAUCGAUCACCAUAGAGGAAGUCGACGCCUGUGAAUCAUACGCCGUUCAAGUCCGCUGUAGAGGUUUGAAUGUAUCGGGGUACUGGAGCGACUGGAGUGAUCCUAUUAGUCCAAUCAUCAAGGAUAUCAGAGCGCCUGUAAAGGGGCCCGAAUUUUGGAGAAUUGUGCAAAAUAACCAUCUCCAGAAGGGAGACAAUAUUACAUUAAUAUGGCAGCCAGUGAAGGAUCCUUUCCUGUGCGGUCCCGUGGAAUACGAAGUGUUAUACGAAGUGUCCCAUGUGGUUACCUCAUCGAUAUAUAUUGGGAACGCCACAAACUACACAUUGACUCUUCAGAAUAGCGCUGCUACCGUCACCGUCCGAGCGCACAAUGCUCUGGGGCAUUCGAGUACGAACCGAAAUUUAUUGUUGUCACAGAGGAUGAGCGCAGUGCAGGCAGUGGAAUCUCUGGAUUUGUACCUGCUGAACAAAAGUGUGGUUGCCGUGUGGCGCUUGCUCCCGGUGGAGUACGAAGUCCUGGAGUUUGUCCUGGAAUGGAAGAACCUCCGCGAUGAAUCCCGAGUGCGCUGGCAAUAUAUUCCCCCCAAUGUCAGCAGAUACUACAUCAAAGACCAUUUUUUCACCAUUGAAAAGUACCAGUUCAGCCUGACUCCCGUGUUUCUGGAAGGCGUCGGAAGCCCAAAAAUCACCUAUGAAUUUUCUACAGAGAAACCCAAUGAGAUGCAGAAUAAUGGAGGAGUAUAUAUUAUAUUACCUGUGAUAACGGCCACGUCCUUCCUGCUAGUGAUAACGCUGGCAAUAUCGCAUCAAAGAAUGAAGAGAUUGUUCUGGAAGGAUGUACCAAACCCCAAAUACUGCUCCUGGGCCCAGGGUGUCAACUUUGAAAAGCCAGAUACACUAGAAAACCUUUUUACCAAGCACCGCAACCACCUGGCGCCCAGUUUCCCCUUAAUCCUCGAACCAGAAACCAUUUUUGAAAAUCUCAAUAUCGUGAAAGCCUGGGAGAAAGAAACAGACGACGUCUCAUUAGUCGGGAAGCUGACGGACGACCGCGACUCCGCCUGCGCCACCAGCCACUUCAGCAGCAGUUGCAGCUACGCGGACAACCGCGAGACCGCCAUGUACGGGGGCAGCCCCUGCCAAUCCAGCAUCAAGUAUGCGACGAUCUUAAGUAACCCCCAACAAAGCAGCAAGCCAGGUAUAAAAAACGAGAGGAAACUGAGCGUCAGCUCCUGCGACGGGUGUUUCUUGAGGGCCAAUUCAGCCGCCAUCAGGAAUCUGGAUGCCGACAAUCCAACCUUUUUGAUCAUGGCGGGGUUACAGGCGAAACAGCCCGGCAAAAUGUCUUCUAAUUCCACCGUGUCUUCCGAGGGCUUCUCUGAGCCGUCCGAGCAAAGCUUCGAAGGCGACAGUCCGGAGAAGAAUCUCUUCUACGUGGGACUCGGGUCGGUCCAAAACGACGACGAGGUCAGCAACUACUACUCUGAAAAUCCCUUAAUGUCCUAUCACAUCCAGGAAAGCGUCUCCUACGGAACGAUAAACUUCAGCCACAGCGAAUCAUCGGAAUUUAUCAACAUGGACUAUAGCCAGCGAGAUCUGGUGACGAAGAAGAAGAAGUCGCUGAGGCCCUACAUUCCUCAAUUUCAGAUACAAUCCGCAAAUUCAGCGGGAAUGGUGGACAUAUGCACAUGAUGCGCGCUUGGGUCACCGCGCUUUUUUCAUAUACGCCAGCGAAGCAGCUGAGGCCGGCCAAAAAAAAAAAGACAUCAUGGAUGACGAAACGUGAAAGGCCAAUGGUUUGCUGCAAAGAUAGUUAAUUAGCUAAUGUUUGGAGCAUUUUGCUCUGCAGGAAUAAGCUCGUGGAAACGACUUUCUCAAAAUGUGAAAAGGGAAAGUGAACAUUUUUUAAACUGGAAUUGGUGAAGUAUUUUUCUUUAUAUUUUUAAAAAGAUUUAAAAUUACCUGUUAAAAAA